Fulmarus glacialis (Northern fulmar) is the source of this 640-nucleotide messenger RNA. It is a transcript of the gene TMEM178A, whose product is annotated as transmembrane protein 178A. The transcript has 4 exons. NCBI's taxonomy places the organism in Eukaryota, Metazoa, Chordata, Aves, Procellariiformes, Procellariidae. The annotation marks the transcript as partial. The record is from RefSeq and is a predicted model, not a curated record. Gene Ontology annotation, biological process: negative regulation of osteoclast differentiation; regulation of cytosolic calcium ion concentration. Gene Ontology annotation, cellular component: endoplasmic reticulum membrane.
GUUGGGGCCCCUGCCGCACCCGGAGCCCAAGGACCGCACCCCCAUGCUGUGCCCGUACACCGGGGACCACCUCCCUUCUCCCCUAGUGACCAGCCCCGGGUCUCUAGCUUGGGACAGGGCACUUCCCGGCACGUCGCAGGCAUCACUCAGAGACGCGCUGCUACCAAGUACCAGUCUUCCCCAGCCAGUACACUUGUGCAACAUCCCCUUCAACCCAAUGAAGAUGAUCCACCAGGACAAAUGGCAUCUGCUCCAUAACUACUUGAGAAGGAUCACGGCCGGAUUCCUGGGCAUGGCUGCAGCUGUUCUUCUCUGCAGGUGCGUCGUGGCAGCAGUCAGCUUCUUUUGGGAUGAAAGCCUCACUCUGCACAUUGCAGAUCUGCUGCUCUUGACGACAGGAAUAUUUUGCAUUAUAUCUCUGUGCACUUAUGCAGCCAGCAUAUCAUAUGACCUAAACCACCUCCCCACAUUCGUCUAUAGUCUUCCUGAUGAUGUAGAACAUGGAUACACCUAGUCUGUAUUUUGUGCUUGGUGCAGUCUGGGAUUUACAGUAGCAGCCAGAUGUCUUUGCACAGCUUACCGUGUUGUUAACAGGGGUAACAUUAUGCAGCUGAAGUCCACCAGACACUUCUCUGUAUGA